UACCAACGCUAGUUCCAUGGCUCCCAAAAACGCCGGUGUGCUCUGCUACGGCCGCACACGUAGCCACCAGGACUCGUGGUUCUCGCAUCAGUGCUACGACAAGCCGUCCAGAGUAUCUCACUGCUUGCCGCAUACGACUGCUGAGCAACACUGCCCUAACACAGCCGCUUGUCGAGACGACGCGUGAGCAGCUCGCCACCACAAUUACGCCAUCGAUGCGACGCAAUACAGUUACCUUACUCAUGCUGCACGCAGCGAGGGCGCUGCGGUGCGCCCCGCUGCGCACGCGGCGCACGCUCGCACUCCGCAGCACACAGCCUCGCAUCUACGACGCCCCAACUUUAUACGACGCCGCGUUCGGCUUCCGCGAUUUUGAAGAUGAAGUGGAUUUCCUCUGCGCAGCGCACGAAAAACAUGGAAACACGGGCGGCGCGCCUUCCAAAAUCCUGGAGCUGGCGGCGGGGCCGGCGCGGCACGCCGUCGAGGCGUCAAAGCGAGGCGUCGACGCGACGGCUAUUGAUUUGUCGGAGGCGAUGGUGAAAUGCGGUACACAAAUUGCGAAAGAAGAGGACGUAGCACUAGACUACCGCGUGGGCGACGUGCGGGAAGCCUUGCCAUUCGACAAAGUGUGCAGCGCGUGGCUGCUCCUGGGGUCCGUCGGCCAUUUGUUGACGAACGACGACGCGUUACAGUGUUUCCAAAAUGCACGCAAAGCGUUGGCGGACGGCGGGACACUAAUCUUGGAGCUGCCGCACCCGCGCGAGACCUUCCGCGUCGAUGGCGUAUCAGAGGACGGGUGGGACGUGCCCUUCGAGGGCGGCGACCUGCGCGUGCGCUGGGGUGCUGAAGACGAUGUGUUUGACCCGCUCACGCAAAUCAGGCAAGCUUCUGUGGCUUUCGAGGCCGACGGUACAUCGAUAACAGACGUCGUCCCGACGCGCGAGUACACGCUCCAGGAACUCAGGUUGUUAUCAAAGGCGGCGGGAUUUCGGGAAGAAGUGGCGACGUACGGCGCGCUCGACCCCGAAUUCGUGGCCGCGGACGACGACGAGCUGGCGUACCGGCUUGUUGUUGUACUGACUGCGUAGCGCAUCGGCGACGGCGUUAAUAUUCUGUUUUGUGAGUGCUUGCUAUCUGUCAAGGGCUAGGACUCGUGCGCGGAGCGCUCAAGUGUCG
This is a messenger RNA of Pelagomonas calceolata, 1176 nucleotides long. Lineage: Eukaryota; Pelagophyceae; Pelagomonadales; Pelagomonadaceae. The record is from the annotation of a GenBank genome assembly.